GGGGCCGGGGGCGGGGGGGGUGUGACCGGAGCACUGCCGGUCCCUCCGCCCUUUUGCUGCCCCCAGCCACUGCCGCCUCUGGCCAGAGGACUCCACAGCCCACUCCACUGACUCUCCUUUGGAGGUUUCACACCAGAGAGCCAGAAAGAUGGACUUCGGCAUGUCUGUAGCCCUGAGCAAGAGAUUCCAAGGAGGGAAAGCAUUUGGCUUGCUGAAAGCCCGGCAGGGGAGGAGGCUGGAGGAAAUCAACAGGGAAUUUCUCUGUGACCAGAAGUACAGUGAUGAAGAAAACCUGGAAGAAAAGCUCACAGCCUUCAAGGAGAAGUAUAUGGAAUUUGACCUGAACAAUGAAGGAGAAAUUGACCUGAUGUCCCUGAAGAGGAUGAUGGAGAAGUUGGGUGUUCCGAAGACUCACUUGGAGAUGAAGAAGAUAAUCUCCGAGGUGACAGGUGGGGUCAGUGAUACCAUCUCCUACCGGGAUUUCGUGAAUAUGAUGCUUGGGAAACGUUCAGCAGUCCUCAAACUAGUCAUGAUGUUUGAAGGAAAAGCCAACGAGAAUGCCCCCAAGCCUGCUGGUCCCCCUCCUGAGAGAGACAUUGCCAGCCUGCCCUGAAAGUCCCUGCUCUGCCUGCCUGCCUGCUUCCCUGGCCAGCACUCAGUGGGGCUUCUUGCAUCUCCUUGUGACUUUUCUUAUUUGUUCCUUAUUGCUUUGUGGUUUUUGUUUGCUCCUUGUUUUUGUUUUUUUCAUUUUUUACCUUAGAAAGUUUUAGUGAUUUUUUUUAAAGGCACAAACUAAUCUGCCUUAGGGGAGUUAGAAAUGGGAGGAAUCCAGUGCCUUUGGGCCCUUCCCUUCUUUUGCAGAAGGGCUCAUCAGAAUUGAGAUGAAUGUUGGGGUAUCGCUGAUGUCAAACCAAAUACUUAUCCUUGGAGACUACUAUUUCCUUUCUUCCAUAACGUCUGAGUGAGAUUAGGUGCUCUCCGCAGUGAGAUAAGGGACUUAGAUCAGGACCUGUAAAUAUCUUCCCACUUCCGCUAGUAGCUUUUGGGGUGAUCUGAGCCACAAUUUCACUUUACCUGCCUUUUAACGUACCUCUCAGGACUCUGGAUUCCUGAUGAUAUAGAUGCCUUCUCCAUGGAUAGCAUGCAAGAAGCCUGGGGAGCAUAGGCAAAACAGCUGGCUUCCACUAAGGUUUUCCCCAUUUGCUCUGUGGUCCCAGCUGCCCCUAGACCUUUCUGUCUUCUAGAUAUCCUGCCGGUCAGCAUUUUCAUUUGGUAUGAUCCAGGUCUCCUGUAGCCUUUUGCUUGAUCUAAGUAAGCCUGUCAUCAUGAAUGAAGGAAUGUGAAGGUGCUGAAAUCAAAUGCCUCCAUGAUUAAGAAGGGAAAAAGGUAUGGAAAAAAGAGUUAAAAAAUUGGGCCCAACAGAGUUACCUUUGGGACUUUGCUCUCUGGAAAUAAAGACAUCUAGGGACCAAUGAUGACCCUGAGGAAAAUAGCAAGCUAACUGAAGGUUGGACCAGGUUGAAUGUUAUCUCUUCCAGGGGCAAAAAAAGAUGUGAGAAAAAGAUGAGAGGGCUUUUGGAGGUCUUCCUUCUAACUGCAGAUCAUCCCAGGGAGUCAGCACAGUCUCUGUCCCAUUUCAAGGGAAGAUUUAACAGCAUCAGAGGCCAGUGGGGAACUGAGAACCCCAGUACCAAAAUGUUACACCUGACUCUCUGUGAAGGGCUAGCAUAUGAAGGACAUUUCUAUGAAGAACUAGGGGAGAGGCCCUUCUGGCCAUGACCUGGCUGGUUUUUUACUCCUUGCAGAAAGCUUUAAUGCCUCUUGAUGGCAAAGGCCCAGUGUCCUGCAAACCUCACUUGGCCUUUGUUUUCAGAUUGCCCCUCUGGUUUCUCUGGGUGUGAUAUCUGUGAUGCAUCCCUAAGGUGUUGUAUUACAGAAACAAAUGUUAGAGCUGGAGAGGAUUUUGGAACAUGGAAUUUUAGAAUGGGAGACCCUCUAGUCCAAUCUCAUUGUUAGUAAAUAGGUGAGACUAGAACUGUCUCUUGUGGCAGAAAAGGAGAGAGAGAGAGGUAGCCAGAAAGAAAUUCUAGGGUAUAUGCUUUGUGUAAAUCCUGCACUAGGUGAAGAUGACUGGGUACCUCAGUUCACCCUUUAUUAUAGCAUUAGCAUGAGGAAUCUAUUUGCCUGCGUUACCCAGAUAUCUUCCUCUGUUCCCCAAAGGACCUCUCUGCCUCCUGCCCUCCCAAGCUUCAGAAACGUUUGAAAUUUUUGUAGGACAUUGUAAAGUUAGUGUCUUGAUUCAUAGUGAACAGACAGUGCCCUUCGGUCUGAGCUGCCUGGCCCUGCAGAGGUCCCUCUGGAAGCAGCAUUGCAGCGGGCCCUGUGGAAGGGGCUUAGUAUGUAGAAUUGAUCCACCAUCCACAGUAUGACUGGGUGGCUGUCUGAGCCCCAAGGCAGCAGUUGGUCUUGGAAUGCCAGCGUGGACGUCUUUACCUAGAAAGGCAUAACUAGAACUCUGUGGAAAAUGUGACAAAGAUGGACUUUGUCACUGGCUACAUCCCCUUGGUGGGGUGAGGGUGGAUCUGUGCUCCUGGAUUAUUUGGUGUUGUGCCCCCUUUCAGAAGACUGAAAAACAUUAGUAGUACUAUCUGUGAAUAUGACGAUGGUCCCCAUUCUGAGCAGGGCUUAGACUGUGUUGUGCCUUGCUCCAUUCUUAAUUGUGAUAGAUGCUGCUAAGCAAAGAACUUUCUGAAUUAGCUUGGAGGCAGGGUGAAUGAGCUAAGUCAUUGUUGCAUGUGAGCCUACCUGGUCCUGACAGGUUCAGGAGCCAGGAAAUAUUUUUGGCUACGAGUGGUUGAAUUUUGGCCUGAGUAGUUGCCAAUAUGUGCAGACAUAGUUGAAGUUUAACCUUUGAAACAUUGCUCCUUAUAAAUUCUAUCCUAAUUAUUAUUUCCAUAAGGCGACCAACAGAGCUAGCAGCUGACUUGAAAUUCUCCCCUCCCCUUUUAAACUGCUGUCUCUUUUUCCCUGGGAUGUACUUUGAGCAAGAUGAAGUCUGUUUUGGCAUCCCAGUCAGAUGUAGAUGCAAUGAUUCUCCCUUAGAAGUAAAGAAAGAAGGAGCUGGGCUUCUUUCAGUGGGUUCUGUGGCUUUCUAUGACCCCAGGAAAGCCUUGGAAAUAAUUUUCUUCUACUUUUCCAAGAAAUGGGAACAAAUGAUUUGCUCACAAGCUCUGAGAAGAGGCAGAGAAGGAAGUACUACUCUUUGAAAGGGGUCUCCUCUGAUAAAAUACAUCAACUCCUUCUCCAUGGCUCUUCAAGACUCAGAACUUGUUGGAACUGCCCCUCAAACAGAGCCAUUUCUGGGAAUGGUGAUAACUUGGACGGAUAUGAGGAGCUGCCCCUUGCGUCUGGGGCUCAUCUUUUCUGCCUUGGACUUACAAAGCAUUGGACUUUCAUAUCCUGACUUUUACUUUUGAAAGACCAAGUCUGACCAAGUUAUAAUUCAACCAGAUUCUGUCAAGGGCUUGGGCCCUUUUUUGGAACUGAAAAGGAAGAGUUCACCAGA
Messenger RNA from Phascolarctos cinereus (koala), 3565 nucleotides. RefSeq names its product allograft inflammatory factor 1 like (gene AIF1L). Gene Ontology annotation, cellular component: actin filament; ruffle membrane. Gene Ontology annotation, biological process: actin filament bundle assembly; ruffle assembly. The record is from RefSeq and is a predicted model, not a curated record. Lineage: Eukaryota; Metazoa; Chordata; Mammalia; Diprotodontia; Phascolarctidae. Gene Ontology annotation, molecular function: actin filament binding; calcium ion binding.